UUUGGGGGGGAUAUGGUGGUGUACUGUACGGAGCAGAGGUGGGUCGAGGAACAGCUGAUUGCUUGAAUAUGGGGGAGGAGGGUUUGGGUAUAUGGAACAGGCUGAACUGAAGGAAGAAAACAAGCUCAGGAAAUAGUGGUGGCGAGAAGAGGAGCGGGCUAGUGCGGUAAAGGGGCGGUCCUACUGUACUCAAAUGAAGGGAUAUGUAUAUGUACCCAAUAUCUUGCUCACUGCUGAGUCAAACCAAAGCAGCAAGGAUACAGCUCGUGUCUGAAGACCAGAAAGGACAUUUUUAUUGAGGGUCGAUUUUGGGAUAGGAAGACACAGCCGUGUGGUUUUCAACCAGUUUUGUUUGUGAGUUUAAAAAAAGGAUGCUUUAGUCGGGUCUCUCGAGCUCUCGCCUGGAAACAAGGAAGCAGUGAACGCUAUUGUUUUGUGACAGGAGGUUUCUUUCGCAGUAUGUCACUGGAACACGCAAUUCUUGUUCACUAAAUGUACUAUUGAAUACGUGUAACUUGUUUGCUUAGACAUGUUUAAUAAGACGUCAAACAGUGAAAAUAUAUUAUAGCACAAUGAAAUCACAAAUGUGCUAGUCGCAUUACCGGUCAAACGAGAUAGAAAGCUAUCUCAUCUAAUGUUUUGUUGUGGUUGCCCGCAGCGCAAACUAGGCACAUGUUUUUAUUUUACAAAAUUCGUUAGUGCGCAAGCAGCGCACGAGUGCAACAUUAUAACAACAAAUACAUUGGUAUUCUGGACAACAGAAACAUGAUGAUGAUACAGAGCUAAAAACAAAGUUUACAUAAAGUGGUUGAAUUGCCAAACCAGUAUACAGCAACAAGUCAAAAUAACUUGUGUCCGAUCAUCUUCGACAACUUUGGGUGAGGUGUGUUGUGCUGUCUUACCAAAGCGCAAAUUGAGCCCCUGCUUUCCAAGCGCUCUUUAGCUGUCAACUGAGAGCGACCACAGGUACAGCUGCAGCAGCAAGUGUCAACGAGGACUGAACAACUCUUAUCAACAAAAUGACGGACGGACCAAGGCAACGAGGAUGUUCAGCGGCGUCUGGCGGGGAUGCUGGCUCCGAGUCCGGGAAAGAGUCCGGAGAAGGAGGGGUGGCUCUGAAGAAAGAGAUCGGUCUUGUGAGCGCGUGCGGAAUUAUUGUUGGUAAUAUCAUCGGCUCUGGGAUCUUUGUCAGCCCUAAGGGCGUGAUGGAGAAUGCUAGCUCAGUGGGUCUGGCGCUGAUCGUGUGGAUUGUCACCGGCAUAAUCACGGCCAUCGGAGCGCUGUGCUACGCCGAGCUGGGUGUCACCAUCCCCAAGUCAGGGGGAGACUAUUCAUACGUCAAGGACAUCUUCGGAGGACUGGCAGGGUUCCUGCGUCUGUGGAUCGCGGUGCUGGUGAUCUACCCCACCAACCAGGCAGUCAUCGCCCUCACCUUCUCCAACUACGUCCUACAGCCCCUCUUCCCAACCUGCUCCCCGGAGAACGGACUGCGCCUGCUGGCCGCCGUCUGCCUACUUUUGUUGACGUGGGUGAACUGCUCCAGUGUGCGAUGGGCCACCAGAGUCCAGGACAUCUUCACAGCUGGCAAGCUGCUGGCACUGGCUCUCAUCAUUAUCAUGGGCAUUGUGCAGAUCUGCAAGGGGGAGUACUAUUGGCUGGAGCCAGCCCAUGCCUUUGAGUCCUUCCAGGAGUACGACGUGGGGCUGAUAGCCCUGGCCUUCCUACAAGGCUCCUUCGCCUACGGAGGAUGGAACUUCCUCAACUACGUCACUGAGGAGCUGGUUGACCCCUAUGUGAAUCUUCCACGUGCCAUCUUCAUCUCCAUCCCCUUGGUGACGUUCGUGUACGUGUUUGCCAACAUCGCUUACGUCACCGCCAUGAGUCCUCAGGAGCUGCUGGCCUCCAACGCUGUUGCUGUAACGUUUGGUGAGAAGCUGCUAGGCGUGAUGUCAUGGAUCAUGCCCAUCUCUGUUGCUCUGUCCACCUUCGGAGGGGUCAACGGGUCCCUCUUCACCUCGUCACGGUUGUUCUUUGCUGGAGCCAGAGAGGGCCACCUCCCCAGUCUCCUGGCCAUGAUCCACGUGAAGCGUUGUACCCCCAUCCCUGCUCUGCUCUUCACUUGUCUGUCCACCCUGUUGAUGCUGUGCACCAGUGACAUGUACACCCUCAUUAACUACGUGGGCUUCAUCAACUACCUCUUCUACGGGGUCACUGUUGCCGGGCAGAUCGUGCUGCGCAUCAAGGCACCCGACAUGCACCGACCAAUCAGGAUCAGUCUGGUAUGGCCGGUCAUCUACCUAUUGUUCUGGGCCUUCCUGCUCAUCUUCUCCCUGUACUCUGAGCCCAUUGUGUGUGGCCUCGGCAUGGCUAUCAUGCUGACUGGAGUGCCGGUCUACUUCCUGGGUGUCUACUGGGACAACAAGCCUGAAUGCUUCAACAGCUUCGUUGCCAAGAUGACCUACCUGGGCCAGAAGUUCUGUGUGGUGGUGUAUCCAGGGGAAACAAAGGGAGCAGGGAACGGGGAGGAGGGCGAGGAGCUGAAGGAGUCCCAGGCUCCUCUCUCGCAAGACGAUGGGGAGACACGAAAGUCUGCAGACUGCUAAACACACACCUUUACUAGCCCCCCCCACACCACCACCACCCACCAACUCCUCAACACACACACACACACACACACACAGACACACACACACACAAACUCAGAGAAACACACUCUCAUUGAGGUAGAGUCAGAGUUUCAGGUAUAUCACUAUGGCAGAGAGGAGUUAACACUCAUAGACUCGGAAAUACUCUUAGUGACACACACUGUUUUUAUGUGUUCACCCAUCUGAUUGUAUCUUUGUUUCAAUCACCAAUGUUGUGCCAAAUAGAGGAGAGGAGGAGGAGACCUAUAUAGACCUAUAUCCGGUCAUUACAUUUCAGUGUGCCACCUUUCAACGCUGCUUAUUGCAUAUCCAACCUGACAUCCUCACAGAUACACACUCAUCUUUUCAUCCUCUAAUCCUUUCAUUUACCCCCUUAACUACUCUUUUUUUUCAUCCUCCUCAUCUUCCUCCACACACUCCCUGAACACUCCAUGAGUGAGAGAGCGCUGGCCAUUUUAAAGUACUCGUACUGUACUGUGGCAGAUUCAUCAUCAGCAUUGCUUUUGUGUUUUGUUUCUUUUUUGCCACCUUUGGAAUAGAAUUUGCCUUGUCUUACUGAAAACACACCAAAGCUGUAUUCCUUUAUCAAAACCAUCAAAUUCAGAUACCAUUCUUUGAAUGUUCUGUUUCAAAUACACUAAAUACUGUCUUUGAUUCCAAAAUAUUUUUUUUAUAAUCGUUGUAAUUGUUUAUCUCACGUGUCAUUGUUAUUAUAUUCGUUUUUUUAUGUUCUAUAUCAAUAACUUUUGGGUCUUCUUUUUCUUUUCUUUUUUGCAACAGCGAAGGUAUACUUUUAAGAGCCUAUGAGGGAUCUGGUUCGGUGCCUUAGGUAGUGGUAUGUAAUUGUUAUCAUUGACAGGUUAUUUUAUCCAGAGAUUUUUAAAGAGAUUUUUUUUUUUUUUUUAAUCAUGUUGAUGAAAAAAACAAAGAAAUGGCCAUUUUGAAUAUUCCA
This is a messenger RNA of Oncorhynchus tshawytscha (Chinook salmon), 3597 nucleotides long. Its product is annotated as solute carrier family 7 member 8a. Gene Ontology annotation, biological process: amino acid transmembrane transport; neutral amino acid transport. Gene Ontology annotation, cellular component: membrane. The record is from RefSeq and is a predicted model, not a curated record. Gene Ontology annotation, molecular function: L-amino acid transmembrane transporter activity; neutral L-amino acid transmembrane transporter activity. NCBI's taxonomy places the organism in Eukaryota, Metazoa, Chordata, Actinopteri, Salmoniformes, Salmonidae.